AAUAUAGUUUAAUAUCAAGCCUUGUAGGCAACAUAUUACUACAGUCAUUUUCGGCAAGCACAGUAAAACAUUAAAGAAGUGGCCAAGUGUGGUUUCAUUGAGUUGAAAAUGAAGAAUAUUUUUGUGUUGGCCAGUGCCUUGCUGGUCCUGGCAGCUAGCGUAAAUGCCGCCAGCUUGAGCCAAAGUGCACGCGCCGCCGAUAAUGCUCUAUACAGUCGCUUUUUGUGCCGCAAUAGACCGAAUGGCUUCAAGACAAUGGUGCCUGGUAGUUGUACCAGCUACUAUAAGUGUUAUAAUGGUGCAAGCCUACAAAUCGAUUGCCCUUACUACUAUGAUGGUGUGAAAAAUAUGUGCGUUGAUACAAAUCCCGGUUGUGUUGAAGAUUUGGCUGAUGUUGCGACCGCACCGAAAGCUAUUCGUGCAGCACCAUGUGAUGGUGUUGUUAAGGGUUACGUGGUUGGUGAAAAUCAGGCGCAAUGGUAUCAGUGUCUAAAUAGUGCUGUGAUAAAUUCUGGCGUUUGUCCCAGUGGACAGGAAUAUAAUUUGGUAUUACUGCAAUGUGAUGUUAAAUCGUCAUGCGGUGGUGCUGAUCAACCAUCAUGCAGUGGAAAUGAUGCAACUACUCUUGCGCCAGCAACUGAAACUCCAACUCCAACGCCAUGUGCACCAGUAACUGAAACUCCAACUCCAACGCCAUGUGCACCAGUAACUGAUGCGCCAACCCCGCCCGCACCAGUAACGGAUACGCCAACUCCAACGCCAUGCGCACCAGUAACUGAUGGUCCAACCUCCCCCGCACCAGUACCGGAAACUCCAACUCCAACUCCAUGCGCACCAGUAACUGAUGGUCCAACCUCCCCCGCACCAGUAACGGAUACGCCAACUCCAACUCCAUGCGCACCAGUAACUGAUGCUCCAACCCCCCCCACACCAGUACCAGAUACUCCAACUCCAACUCCAUGCGCACCAGUAACUGAUGGUCCAACGCCCCCCGCACCAGUACCGGAUACUCCAACUCCAACUCCAUGUGCACCAGUAACUGAUGCGCCAACCACCCCCGCACCAGUAACUGAAACUCCUACUCCAACGCCAUGUGCACCAGUAACUGAUGGUCCAACCCCCCCCGCACCAGUAACGGAUACUCCAACUCCAACGCCAUGCGCGUCAACAACUACCACAACAACGCCGGUACCCCCAACAACAACUACAACCACAUGCGCACCAACAACUACCACAACAACAACGGUACCCCCAACAACAACUACAACCACAUGCGCACCAACAACAACUACAACUACUAGCAAACCAACAACUACCACAACCACAUGCGCACCAACAACUACCACAACAACAACGGUACCCCCAACAACAACUACAACCACAUGCGCACCAACAACAACUACAACUACUAGAACACCGACAACUACAACAACCACAUGCGCACCAACAACAACUACAACUACUAGCACACCAACAACUACCACAACCACAUGCGCACCAACAACAACUACAACUACUAGCAAACCUACAACAACUACAACUACUAGCAAACCAACAACUACCACAACCACAUGCGCACCAGUAACGGAAACUCCAACUCCAACGCCAUGCGCACCAGUAACUGAUGUAACUGAUGGUCCAACGCCCCCCGCACCGGAUACUCCAACUCCAACGCCAUGCGCACCAGCAACUACAACGCCCAACGCACCAGUAACUACCACAACCACAUGCGCACCAACAACAACUACAACUACUAGCACACCGACAACUACCACAACCACAUGCGCACCAACAACAACUAAACCUACUUGCACACCAACAGUAACACCAACAGUUACACCAACAGUAACACCAACGGUAACACCAACGGUAACACCUACAGUAACACCAACGGUAACACCAACAGUAACACCAACAGUAACACCAACUGUAACCCCAACAGUAACACCAACGUGCACUCCAACGGUAACACCAACAGUAACACCAACAGUAACACCAACUGUAACCCCAACAGUAACACCAACGUGCACUCCAACGGUAACACCAACAGUAACACCAACAGUAACACCAACAGUAACACCAACAGUAACACCAACAGUAACACCAACAGUAACCCCAACAUGCACACCAACUGUAACACCAACAGUAACACCAACGUGCACUCCAACGGUAACACCAACGGUAACGCCAACAGUAACACCAACAGUAACACCAACAGUAACGCCAACAGUAACACCAACAGUUACACCAACAGUAACACCAACGGUAACACCAACUGUAACACCAACAGUAACACCAACAGUAACCCCAAAGUGCACACCAACGGUAACACCAACAGUAACACCAACGGUAACACCAACUGUAACACCAAAAGUAACACCGACGUGCACACCAACGGUAACACCAACUGUAACACCGACACCAUGCUCCACAACGACAGUUAAGCCACCGUGCACACGAACAACACCACCAUGCACAACAACUCCAUGCCCAACAAUAACUACACCAUGCCCGCAAAGCUCUCUGUAUAUAAACAAUAUACCACACGAAACCCCAAGCGAAACGUUACAGUCCAACGUAUAUGUGCGACCGUCUCAGCAAGCGGUCCGACCCAUAUCUGUCUUACCACCGCAAUCUCAUCAAUCUAAUAUGGAUUUAUACAUAAAAUACGUGUGUCAAGGCAAACCAACCGGUUUUAUGCUACCCUCACUGAGGAGCUGCAACGAAUACUUCAUUUGCCGUAACGGUCUUGCACUGAAAGUCAGUUGUGGCAGCGCCUAUUUCAACGCCAUGAAGGGACAAUGCGAUUUGCCGGAGAAUAGCGGUUGCAUACAACCAUAUCAGCGAUUGAAUUGAAAUUUGACACUUUGACUUUGAACUAUAAAUGCCAAUUCAUUUAUGCUAAAGGGAGAAACGAAAACAUAACGAUAAUUAUUGCACUACAAUAUAUACAUACAUACACAAGUUUAUAUGGAAAUGUAUAUGUAUUUGUAAUUUUAUAAAGAUUCUAAAUAUAUAAUAUAUAUUAUUGAGCAAGAUAUUCAUGAGAAUGUAAACAAA
Molecule: messenger RNA, 3060 nt
Organism: Bactrocera dorsalis (oriental fruit fly)
Lineage: Eukaryota; Metazoa; Arthropoda; Insecta; Diptera; Tephritidae
Product: mucin-2
Exons: 4
Coding region: 109-2856 (915 amino acids)
Cellular component (GO): extracellular region
Molecular function (GO): chitin binding
Source: RefSeq, a predicted model, not a curated record